Messenger RNA from Acaulospora morrowiae, 828 nucleotides. NCBI's taxonomy places the organism in Eukaryota, Fungi, Glomeromycota, Glomeromycetes, Diversisporales, Acaulosporaceae. The record is from the annotation of a GenBank genome assembly.
AUGUCGAAAGAGCGGGUUGUAUUAAAUGUCGGCGGGAUUAAGUAUGAAACAUACCGAUCAACACUGACGGCAUAUCCGGAUACAAUGUUGGGUACGAUGUUUGGAGAUGGAAGUAAUGGUUUAUUGCAUCCGGUAAACGGGAAUGAAUAUUACAUUGAUCGAAAUGGAAGAUUAUUUUAUUGUAUAUUACAAUUUUAUCGUACCGGCAAAAUACCUUGCAUCGAAAAAGCAAAAUGUACGAAGCCGUUGACACAAAAACAAUUAAACGAAGAGCUAGAUUACUUCAUGAUUCCCCGACCAAAAAAACCCUUAUCACCCUCCAAGACCGUGCGAAACCAGAAGAUGUCAUUACGGAGCAGAAUCAUCUCCUCCGAGCUUGAUAAAUUUGUGCUCUGCCUCAAAAAUGCACUGGAUACGGUGAUUCUCUACUUCCAAAAAUGCUUCAUAAUGUCCAAGGGUGGAUUAGGAUUCAAUGUCACCCUGGAGAUUUCGUUUUACGCGUCAGGUCGCAUACCUCUGUUGAUCACCGUGUUGCCCACCACCAUUGGGAAAUCCCCGGUGCCUCUUAUCACCCCGAUAUUUAACGAGUACGCGUCCGGCACUAAGGCGUACGUGUUGUUAAAUUAUUUCGGGGAUAAAAUCGGUGAUUAUUUAGAGGCAACCUACUCGGGAUUGUACUGGGAUCUCCAGUGGUUGGAACAUUGCAGUAACGGCAUCGAUGGACCAGAGGGAAUGUACCGGGCGAAGAUGUCGUUGUGUGAUGGAUUUGAAUAUGGAGAUGUAAUUAGUAAUUGUUGCUUGAACGCCACUUCUUUGAAGUGUUAUUAA